AUGGGACCCUUGAAGGUGAUGACCUCUCCAAAACCCGGCGAAGCUGCGAUGGAUAUUCGUGCAAACCCCCGUGGUCUUGUGCAGCGGGGUUUCGUUUAG
Messenger RNA from Colletotrichum costaricense, 99 nucleotides. RefSeq lists its product as uncharacterized. The record is from RefSeq and is a predicted model, not a curated record. The transcript has 2 exons. Lineage: Eukaryota; Fungi; Ascomycota; Sordariomycetes; Glomerellales; Glomerellaceae. Bases 1 to 99 code for a protein of 32 amino acids.